Molecule: messenger RNA, 2456 nt
Organism: Rhinolophus ferrumequinum (greater horseshoe bat)
Lineage: Eukaryota; Metazoa; Chordata; Mammalia; Chiroptera; Rhinolophidae
Gene: PKIB
Product: cAMP-dependent protein kinase inhibitor beta
Exons: 5
Coding region: 943-1182 (79 amino acids)
Biological process (GO): negative regulation of cAMP-dependent protein kinase activity
Cellular component (GO): nucleus; cytoplasm
Molecular function (GO): cAMP-dependent protein kinase inhibitor activity
Source: RefSeq, a predicted model, not a curated record
UUCUUCUUUGCCCCAAAGUUGUCAGCAGUGCAUGUUCCUUCCCAAUCAGUUAAAACAGUCUGUUAGUAAACGUGAAGAUCCAGAUGCCGGGUGCAGAUGAGACAACUAUGCACAUUCCUACCUUUUCCAAACAGCCAGGAUUAGACCAAAGGGCCACUUUAUCGCACUUGGAGUAUACAACCUGCAGGCGCGCGCACAUGGGUCGGACUGACAAGUUGUAGCGUCCAGGAGCUGGAAGAGAAGAGAAAUUCCCGCAGUCACUUAAAUUCUUAACAGAAGCUGAACAGUCACCCAGCGGGACUGAGAGUGGCAGGUGGGGAGGAUGCGGGUUCUGGGAUGAUCACGGAUGAUUAGUUGUCUGAACGCGCACGCAGGAAAGAGUCUUGUGCCGGGCGCCAACAGCGAAGAGCGACCGUCGCGCUUGCCGCGAGAGCUGCGCAGCGGCCGGGGCUGCACAAAGAGCGGGACGCGGCAGCGGGAGCCGCGCUCGGCGCUCGGGGGGCGGGUCUCAGCGGUCACUCCCUCCGCCCCCGGAGUCGCCGCUACCGCCUGACUAAACCUCAACCCAACUGCUCAGAAAGGGCUGCAGUUCCCUAUGUUGUAGAGGCUGCCGCCAGCUAGAGCCCGCGGCGCAGCUCCCAGGCGCAGGGAGGCUGGGCGAGCCGGAACGCAAGGGGACACCUGGCCCAGGCACGCGGUCAGCUCUGCACGCGGUUGGGGUCAUGGUACACUGAAUAGGCACUCGAUCAAGAGAAAUCUGGGGGAAGCUGGAAGUCAUCAAGUUACUGUAGCCACACAGGGAGCAGAAAAGACAGAGGAAGGCCAGAUGCAACAGCUCUAACCUUCACCUUGGAAGGAGUAUGUCUACAUGCUCCACGCUACUAGACCCUCUAGGAAUUUCUCUGAGGUAGAAGUCCCUACACAGGACAAAUAGAUGUUGCUAUGAGGACAGAUUCAUCAAAAAUGACUGAUGUGGAGCCUGUGGUCAGCAAUUUUGCAUCUUCAGCAAGGACAGGCCGCCGGAAUGCCGUUCCAGACAUCCAAAGUUCAGCAGGGACGGGCGGAACCUCAGAGUUGCCUCUCAAACUGGAGGCUCUCUCCAUAAAGGAAGAUGUAAAAAAUAAAGAUGAAGGAACAACACAAGACCCAUUGGAAAAGCCCCCAAACGAAGAAACUUGCUGAAUUUCUGCACGUUGAAAGACCUAGUGGCUCUGCUUUCCUGAGUUGUUUGAUCUGGUAGUAACUAUGGUAACAUUGCAGCCCUAAGCAACAUGUGUGUUUUAGAUACUUUUGUUGUGAUGCUACUCAUUUGGAUUGCAACCAUGACAUCCAAUGUAGGUUAGUAAAAGGCAGAUUACUUUCAAACUGCACCCAAGGAAAAGGUUAAGAAUGUAUGGUCACUUAAAUACAUAUCAUUGUCCAUAAACCAAACAAAAUACACUGUUCUCUUUUACAUUUCUUUAGUCAGGUGUGUUUUUAAUUCCAUUUUUAUGGUAAUGGGUAAAACAUUUCUCGGUAAAUAAGAACCAAGCACCAUUAAUUUAAAACUUCAUGGUAUUUGUAGGAAAUUAUAUUUCUUGGCGAAAAGGAAUAAUGGAAUAGUCAAAGACAUAUGGAUAGAGUGUUUUUAAUCAAAAGUUUCACCACCAACCCUAAAAAGAUUUGGAAAAAAAUUGUAAAAGCUUGACAACCUAAACAUCUCUAGGAGGUUUUUGUCCGAUAUACAUUGCUUCUAGUCUAUGCAGACUGUGAUUUUUCAUGCGGACGUUUAAAAUGCAAAAUCUGUGGCAAAUUAUUUAUAUGUAACAUGCGUACUGAAUGAAUUUCACUAUCUUCCUUAACUUUGGUGUUGUAUGUGUGUGGGUACGUUUUUCUUUAAUGUGAAUUAUGCAAACACCUUACUAGUUGCUUUACACUGUUGUUUAUUCUUGGGGCUUUUGUGUAUACAUGACUUGUUUCUAAAAUAAGUUCCUCAGGAAUGCAGACCUUGAUUUUUAUAUCUUUCCUAAAGUAUCUAACAUAAGAGUAGGCACUUAAAUAUUUGGUGAAUGAUGUGUAGUUAGGAAUAGCAAAAUACUUGCUUUUAAUAUAUAAGUAUAUAUUUUAAAAGGAACAAAACCAAAGCCUUAGUAAAUUUUGAUUUAGUAGGUAUUUCAGAAAAUAAUAGAAUUCUGAAUUUUAAAAAAAUACUAAUGAAUUUAUUUUCAUUUUUAGAUAUAUAUGCAUGCAGUUUUAUUUGAUUUGAUUGUAACUGAUGCCAUUCUGUAUACAGUAAUCAAAUAAACUCUUUCACUGUUAAAUCUGUUACUGAUACAAGUCUCUAUCUUCUAAAGCAUACCAGGUGAAAAAUGGCAACACAUUUUAAAGAAGGAAGUUAAUAGUCUUUGCAAUAUAAAACACUUCCUGAUUAUUAUUUAAUUAAUGAAGUUUACCUUUAUAUCUAAUGUACACCAAAG